Messenger RNA from Penicillium malachiteum, 1887 nucleotides. RefSeq names its product Zn(II)2Cys6 transcription factor domain-containing protein. The transcript is spliced from 4 exons. Gene Ontology annotation, biological process: regulation of DNA-templated transcription. The record is from RefSeq and is a predicted model, not a curated record. Gene Ontology annotation, molecular function: zinc ion binding; DNA-binding transcription factor activity, RNA polymerase II-specific. Bases 1 to 1887 code for a protein of 628 amino acids. NCBI's taxonomy places the organism in Eukaryota, Fungi, Ascomycota, Eurotiomycetes, Eurotiales, Aspergillaceae.
AUGAACUCUACACAAAGCAAUGUCAUAUUUGAUCAGAUUUCCUGCCCUAUGGGUGAGAAUUCCGAUAAUCAAAUCGCAGCCUGUUUCUUUUCCGCUACGAAAGCCGACCUUGAGACAGGACUAAAACUGUCACAAUCAUACCGAACCAUGCUAUACGCCGGCACCAAUUUCGCACGGCUUUUGAACAUUCCACUUUCCAGCGAUCAAAAGGCUACUAGGCUUGAUCUUCUUUUUGGUUCACCUGGCCCGAAGGUCGUCCAGAGUGAAAAUGUCAGCGGGUCUUCCAUCCGUUGGGUUGAUGUUGUACAAUCUCUCGUGUAUGACCCAGUCCUACAAGAUAAUGGAGAAUAUCAUGUACGCAUCGAGAAAAACAACGCGAUAGUAGAAUUAUCAAAGACCAAUUACGACUUCAUCAGAACAACGAUUCCUCGACAGCUUGUUGAUCCGCAUUCAUAUCCAGGCGACCUGCUUCUGGAAGUCAAUGCUGUGCAGCUCACAUUUGAGCAAAUAUCACAGUGGAAUAACCUAAGUGCGCAAUCUAAAGGUGGUCAUCGUCUCUCCUGGUCUCACAAAGAGGGCCAAAGAUUACUCGCGUGGUACAAGGAAAAUCGACACCUAUCAAACGAUAGCAUCGAAAAAGAAUAUUACAGGUUUUCUGGAAAUGACAGGAGUUACGCCUCGUUACAGUCUCAGCUCUACAAGUUAGGCUUUGGCAAGUUGACCAAUAAAAAAGAAGGGGCUUCUUCAAAAUGCAAAGGCUCGGAGGGAUGUCCGGCAGCAAGACCGGAUCACUUAGCUAGUGAUAUUUCUUUGAAAUCCGUUGACGCUGCAGAAGUGACGUUGGCGAUGAAGACGAUUUCUGAGUCAACCCCAGGACAAGCCACGUGCAUUGUGUCCGCAGAGAAAGGGGAAGGGUUCUCUACUAACACUGCAAAAUGCUCUCAGACACUUGGCGUUGCUGCUGAUGACAACGAGUGGCUGAACAGAGGAUUGGAGAGUGUUGAUGGAAGACAUACGGAUUCAAAAGAUGGUAAUGCGAACCAGGCGGAGGGAAUGAGUUUGAUGGUUUCUCCACAGGCACAAACAUCGAUUGUGUGCUCGCAGAAUGUCGAACGGCAGUCGAUCAAUUUGAGUUUUGGUUCGGCUGAAUAUCAGGAAAAUAAGAAUCUCUCAGGAGCAACAUCGGCCUUCUCCGCAGGUUCCCAGGCUUGCCCAGCCGCAAAGAGAAAUUCUGUGGCUGGACAGUACAACUUUGCGUGGAGUGUCAUCGGCCAGGCCGGGCAAACGAAUGAAAAAGACUCUGUUCCUGCCGUUUCGUUGAACGGCGAACGUCGUGAAGAACCAAACGACCAAGGCACGACGAUCGCGCCGGGACCUGAACCCGUGAAUAAUAGCGGCAGCAAGCGCAACCCUGAAUCGACACAGAAGCGGCAGGGUGUCUUGGGACGAAAAAGAGGAGCCGGGUGUAUCACAUGCGGUCGACAGCGGAAGACCUGCGAUGGAACUAGGCCAUCAUGUCAAAAUUGCACCGAAGCUGGUUUGGAUCGUAGUGGUCAUAAAGAAGUAUCUCAGGGUGGCCGUGGCAAUAGGAUGGCAAGCCGUUUACCCAAAGAUGGUGACUCUCGGUUCCACCCAUAUCCAUCGAAUGACCACAGGCACUUGAGUGGAUCAGCUGGAAAUUCGUCAUCGGCUCAUCUAUCCUCGGUCGAAGGAUACGCUCAGACAUCAGAUAUGGACAUGUCCGCAUGCGGGGCAGGCGCACACCACCUUCCUACACAGGCCCCGACAGCAGUCCAGUCAACUCCUCGAUAUCAAAAUAUCCUGUCCAUCCAGCAUCUGCUUCUGGAUCCGGAUGCUGGGACAGAUGUAGGGGAAUCCUUGACCUGA